This is a messenger RNA of Conger conger (European conger), 5024 nucleotides long. RefSeq names its product chloride channel 3 (gene clcn3). The transcript is spliced from 15 exons. Gene Ontology annotation, molecular function: voltage-gated chloride channel activity. Gene Ontology annotation, cellular component: synaptic vesicle; early endosome; membrane. The coding region runs from base 320 to 2962 and encodes 880 amino acids. NCBI's taxonomy places the organism in Eukaryota, Metazoa, Chordata, Actinopteri, Anguilliformes, Congridae. The record is from RefSeq and is a predicted model, not a curated record. Gene Ontology annotation, biological process: transmembrane transport; chloride transport.
ACGUCACUGACACAGGAAUGGACUGAGAAAACAGUAUCACGAGGAGAAUGUCAAAAAAUUUUCGCGAGGAAAUAACAAUUUAUUCUGAAGAGGAUGAUUUGUAGUAUCCAAGGCGACACCGAGGCAUUGGAGAGGGUUGUACUGCUGACACGCUCAACAGGAUUCAGGAGGAGACUAAUCUCAGUUUCUCUUGUGACUCUGCCUGCGUACGUGAUCGGCACCGGUGUGCAGCCAGAUAAGUCUCCUAAUAGAACGCUGGUGAAAUUGUUGCCAUGGUGAGCUGAGGAGCAGAAGAGCAGAGAGGGCAACGCGUAGCUAAAUGGAGUCGGAGCAGCUGUUCGGCAGCAGCGCCCCCUACAGGAACAGCUACAACAGCAUCACCAGCGCCAGCAGCGACGAGGAGCUGCUGGAUGGAGCGGGCGUGGUCAUGGACUUCCACACCACCGAGGACGACAACCUGUUAGAUGGGGACGCCUCCCCAGGUAGGAUACCUGGCUGGACCGGGCGCAGCUGCGGGUCUAACUACGUCAUGUCGAACGGGGGCAAUGCAGCCAGCAGCUCCACCCACCUCCUGGACCUGCUGGACGAGCCCAUCCCGGGCGUGGGCACCUACGACGACUUCCACACCAUCGACUGGGUCCGCGAGAAGUGCAAGGACCGGGAGCGGCACCGCAAGAUCAACAGCAAGAAGAAGGAGUCGGCGUGGGAGUUCACCAAGAGUCUGUACGAUGCCUGGUCCGGCUGGCUGGUGGUCACGCUCACAGGGCUGGCCUCAGGCGCCCUGGCCGGGCUCAUCGACAUCGCGGCCGAUUGGAUGAACGACCUGAAAGAGGGCGUGUGCCUCAGCGCCAUGUGGUUCAACCACGAGCAGUGCUGCUGGGGGUCCAACGAGACCACCUUCGCCGAGCGGGACAAGUGUCCGCAGUGGAAGACCUGGGCAGAGCUGAUUCUGGGGCAGGCUGAGGGUCCUGGGUCCUACAUAAUGAACUACUUCAUGUACACGUACUGGGCCCUGUCUUUCGCCUUCCUGGCCGUGUGUCUGGUCAAGGUGUUCGCGCCCUACGCCUGUGGCUCCGGGAUCCCUGAGAUCAAGACCAUCCUGAGCGGGUUCAUCAUCCGGGGUUACCUGGGCAAGUGGACGCUGAUGAUAAAGACCAUCACCCUGGUGCUGGCGGUGGCGUCCGGGCUCAGUCUGGGUAAGGAGGGGCCUCUGGUGCACGUGGCCUGCUGCUGCGGCAACAUCUUCUCCUACCUGUUCCCCAAGUACAGCAAGAACGAGGCCAAGAAGAGAGAGGUGCUGUCUGCAGCGUCGGCGGCUGGGGUGUCUGUGGCCUUCGGCGCUCCUAUCGGAGGGGUACUCUUCAGUUUAGAAGAGGUCAGCUACUACUUUCCCCUGAAGACCCUGUGGCGGUCCUUCUUCGCCGCCCUGGUGGCCGCCUUCGUGCUGCGCUCCAUCAACCCGUUCGGGAACAGCCGUCUGGUGCUGUUCUACGUGGAGUACCACACGCCCUGGUACCUGUUCGAGCUGUUCCCCUUCAUCCUGCUGGGCGUGUUCGGGGGCCUGUGGGGCGCCUUCUUCAUCCGCGCCAACAUCGCCUGGUGCCGCCGGCGCAAGUCCACGCGCUUCGGCAAGUACCCCGUGCUGGAGGUCAUCGCCGUGGCCGCGGUCACCGCCAUCGUGGCCUUCCCCAACCCCUACACGCGGCAGAACACCAGCGAGCUCAUCAAGGAGCUGUUCACCGACUGCGGCCCGCUGGAGUCCUCGCAGCUCUGCCAGUACCACAACCAGAUGAACGGCAGCAGGGCGUCCUGGGACGCGCCCGAGCGCCCGGCUGGCCCCGGGGUCUACUCCGCCAUGUGGCAGCUGUGCCUGGCGCUCAUCUUCAAGAUCGUCAUGACCAUCUUCACCUUCGGCCUCAAGGUCCCGUCCGGCCUGUUCAUCCCCAGCAUGGCGAUUGGAGCGAUCGCAGGGCGCAUCGUGGGCAUCGCUGUGGAGCAGCUGGCCUACUACCACCACGACUGGUUCCUCUUCAAGGAGUGGUGUGAGGUGGGGGCCGACUGCAUCACCCCCGGGCUGUACGCCAUGGUGGGGGCCGCAGCCUGCCUGGGAGGGGUGACCCGCAUGACGGUAUCGCUGGUGGUCAUCGUGUUCGAGCUGACGGGCGGUCUGGAGUACAUCGUGCCGCUGAUGGCGGCGGUGAUGACCAGCAAGUGGGUGGGCGACGCGUUCGGGCGCGAGGGCAUCUACGAGGCGCACAUCCGCCUCAACGGCUACCCCUUCCUGGACGCCAAGGAGGAGUUCACGCACACCACGCUGGCGUCGGAGGUGAUGAGGCCGCGGCCCACAGACCCCCCGCUGGCCGUCCUCACGCAGGACGACCUGACCGUGGAGGACCUGCAGGCCGUCAUCAACGACACCAGCUACAACGGCUUCCCCGUCAUCGUCUCCAAGGAGUCCCAGCGCCUGGUGGGCUUCGCCCUGCGCCGCGACAUCACCAUCGCCAUCGAGAACGCGCGGCGUAAGCAGGAGGGCAUCAUGCGUAAUUCGCGGGUGUACUUCACCCAGCAUGCGCCCACCCUCCCGGCCGACAGCCCCCGCCCGCUCAAGCUCCGCAGCAUCCUGGACAUGAGCCCCUUCACCGUCACCGACCACACGCCCAUGGAGAUCGUGGUGGACAUCUUCCGCAAGCUGGGCCUCCGCCAGUGCCUGGUCACUCACAACGGGAUUGUGUUGGGAAUCAUCACUAAGAAGAAUAUAUUAGAGCAUCUGGAGGACUUAAAGCAGCGCGUGGAGCCGCUGGCGUCUCCUUGGUAUUAUCACAAAAAAAGAUAUCCUGCGUCAUAUGGCCCAGAUGGCAAACCUCGAUCCCGAGUCAAUAAUGUUCAACUGAUCCCCGCCUUCCGGGGGGGCGGCGAGGAGAGCGAGGAGGAGGUGCACCUGCUGAACGGAGACGCUCUCUGACCCCGGGCUCCGACCCCCAACACUAAACACCGGACACCCCCUGUAGAGGCCCCCUAGAGCAGGGAGAGUCGCCGCGCCGUCGACCGCAGAGGCGAGAGACGGACAGACGGAAGGGUGCCUCCACCCUUUAUUCCCCCCACCCCAACCACAACCCCAACCCCACCCCACCCCACCCGCCCACCACACUCUGCUCCUCCACCCUCCGCCAUGGACUGAGUGGACUGAACGUGCAAGACUGCCGGGAACAACAGCGCAGCGGGGUGAAAGGUCUACCUGCUCGGAGGCCCUGAGCCAUCUUUAUAAAAGACUGGAGGGAGCUCAGCCCCCCACCCAAUCCCCCCCCCCCUCCACACAGGAAAAAAAAAAAAAACGACAUUGUUUACCUACAAAUCCCAUCUCACAAAGCAUCUACAUUCCAUUCCAGGUCACCAUAGAAACCCUGGGACACUUCCCCCCCCUCCCCUCCCCUCUUCUCAGCAUUCAAAGCGGCCCUUUCUCAUCUUGAGAUGCUGUUCACGGAGAUCAAAAAGGAAGAGCGCUUUGAAAUAUGUGUGUGCGUGUGCACGUGUAUGUGUGUGCACGUGUGUGUGUGUGUGCGCGCGCGUGUGUGUGAGUGCGUGUAAAUGCAGAAGUGUUUGCACCUAUUUGUUGUAACUUAGAUGAAGGAACAAAAUAAUUCUAGUAAAAUGUAAAAAAAAAAAAGAAAACGUUAAUGUACAGGAGUUGAGCUGGUACUGUGUGUGUGUGUGUGUGUGUGUGGGGGGGGGGGGCUGGAGGUGCCCUUGUUCUGAGCCAGGUCAUGUGACUGCUGCAAUGAGGACAGGUGCUACUCCUGCAGUGAAGGGGUGCAUCUCGGGGCUGUGUGCAAGUCAUGGUUAAAUUCUUCUGUGUACCCUCAUUUUCUUUUUAAGCUACUUCUAUUGCUACUACUGCAUUUACAGGUAUUUGUGUGUGUGUGUGUGUGCGUGCGUGCGCGCGCCUGUGUGUGUGUAAACGUGUGUAUGUAUAAUAUACACACAUACACACAUGUAUAUACGCGAGUGAGCACCUGUUCUUGCUGCACAUUGAAAACAGAGCAGACUGGAAUACAGAGAGAUGUGCAGGUGGAUGCAUGAUGAUGAAUUGAUGAGGUGGAGGAGAUAGGUGGAAGGAUGGGUUGGGAUGGGAGGGUGAUGCUGCUUCAAGGGAAUACUGGAAUAACUUAUUUUUGUAGUUUUUUUUUCUUUUUUCUUCUUCAUUCUCCCCUGAGGUUUCAGGGAUGGUGGGAACCGUGCGUGUGUGCUUGUGCUUGUCCCAGCCGAGGCCUGACUUUUUGGAGCCGCCCCUCUUCCACACCCGUUUCUCCCGCUGUCCAGAAAACCACGACGGCAAACAUCCUCAGUUUGUCUUUAAGUUGCUUGAAACAUUAACAUUUUUAUUAUAGGACACCCCCCCCCCCCCCUCCCACCCUUCCCCGGCCGGCACGUUUCGGAAGGAAAUGAAGGAAAGCGACAGAUUAAUAACAUCCGCAACUGUAGUCCAAUGGCCAGCGAGGUGGGCUCAGAUCAGAUCUGUUCUGAGGACAGGGAAAGCCUCAGUGUGGACACCUUAUGUUCAGAUGGUGGACAGACCACCACAGUUAAAUCUGCUCUUGGCUUUAUAUACUGCCUCCUGGCUUCCCACAGCUGGCAGUAUUUCUGCUGGCCAACCGACGAGUCCUUCGACCCCCCCGUCCCCCCCUCCUCCCCUCCUCCCUCACUUUUGUUUCCAUGGCAACCUUAGCAUAGCACCUUACCUGCUAACGAAAGGUAGCGUGUGCGCGGUGGGUGUUGUUCUGCGUUCUUCCUUUACCAGUGACCGUGUUCUGCUGUCGGUUAAUGAAGAAUGCAUCGUCUUUGUUAACCCGUGGUGUUGCCUAACACUGUAAUUAAUACUGAUCUUGAUGUUUUUUCCUUUUUUUUUUAUUUAUAUUAAGUGUUAGAGCUGUACAUUAUGAAGAAUUUUCCGUAUGAUUAUAUUGAUGGUUUGACUGUACAUUUAAAACAAACACGAUGUAAAAUUAAAUUUUUUGUUUUAAAUUAAA